This is a messenger RNA of Perkinsus marinus ATCC 50983, 744 nucleotides long. RefSeq lists its product as hypothetical. The record is from RefSeq and is a predicted model, not a curated record. Gene Ontology annotation, cellular component: plasma membrane. Gene Ontology annotation, molecular function: inward rectifier potassium channel activity. Gene Ontology annotation, biological process: regulation of monoatomic ion transmembrane transport; potassium ion import across plasma membrane. The transcript is spliced from 7 exons. NCBI's taxonomy places the organism in Eukaryota, Perkinsozoa, Perkinsida, Perkinsidae. Bases 1 to 744 code for a protein of 247 amino acids.
AUGCCGCCACCGGGGUUCGAACCGGAGAUCUUCCUUGCUAGAUACAUCAUCGUCAUAUUGCUGUACGCCAUCUGUUUCUGGUCAUUCGAUAGUAAUUUUGUCUGCACUAAUCACGUGCAUGACUUUGGUGACUACUACUUCUUCGUCGUCCAAACUCUGUUCACGAUCGGCUACGGUGGAAAGGAGCCACUCUGUUUCGUCACCAAUGUUGGAGUUACUAUAAUAUCGAUUCUAGGCCUACUGCAGCAUACAGCUCUAACGGGGAUCGUCUUUGCCAAAUUCACAUUGGACAGCUCUCGCGACCUGGCCUGUGCUUUCUCGACUCGUCUUUUUGCCAUACCACCUUGUGAAGAUUCUUUUACUGCUCUUGGAGGAAUCGAUUCAACUCACUCGCAAUCGGCGGCCCACAGCGUUGCAGGGGACAGUGAACACGUCAGACUGUGCUUUAGAUUCGUCAAUGUUUUCCAUCGACACUUCUUCCACGUGUCGAUGCGUCUAUUCCUGAUAGAGCAUCACCCGGCCUCAGAGGACAACUGGAGCUGUCCAACAGUGCAGGUAUGUGCCUAUAUUCCCAUUGAACGGUUGCCGCUGCUGAACCAAGCUGAUGUUCUUGACGAUGAUGAGGAGGAAGAGGCUGGUACUCCCGGUGGCCGCAGCGUUGUAUCAGGAGCCAUCGCUGAGGGGCCUACAAGCACUUCCACUGUUGGUCAGCAUUUCUGGGUCCGCCACUUCAGUGAACAGUAA